Pyricularia grisea is the source of this 1399-nucleotide messenger RNA. RefSeq lists its product as uncharacterized. The coding region runs from base 80 to 1399 and encodes 439 amino acids. The transcript has 3 exons. Gene Ontology annotation, molecular function: catalytic activity. NCBI's taxonomy places the organism in Eukaryota, Fungi, Ascomycota, Sordariomycetes, Magnaporthales, Pyriculariaceae. Gene Ontology annotation, biological process: nucleoside metabolic process. The record is from RefSeq and is a predicted model, not a curated record.
CGAGCCUACAAUUGUACCGGAAAACUUCACAGUUGGUUGGAUCUGUGUUCUGCCCAUCGAGCUGGCAGCCGCGGCCGAGAUGAUGGACGAGGAGUUUGCCGACCUACCCUGCAACCCGACCGACUUUAAUAUCUACUUUUUCGGCCGCAUCGGAAACCAUAACGUCGUGGCUGCUUACCUGCCAGCCGGUCAGAUGGGUACGAACCAAGUAGUUGUUAUUGCCAGCCAUAUGAACGCCAGCUUCCCCUCGUUGCGAUUCGGCGUUUUGGUCGGCAUCGGUGGUGGAGUCCCGAACCUCGAUGCGGAUAUUGAUAUUCGGCUCGGCGACGUCGUAAUCAGCCAGGCUGCAGAUUAUUAUGCUAACGGCCGUGUCGCUCGUACCGGCAGCCUUAACGCGCCGCCGAGGAUUCUUUUCAACGCCUUGGCUAAGCUUCGUGCCAAUGACUUCCGGGACAGGACGCAAGUCGUUGGGCAUCUAUCGAAGCUUUUUAGCCAGCCAAAGUUCGCAUCCCCAGGUCCUGAAAAUGAUAUGUUUUAUGAAGCAUUAUUACAGCAUAAGGCCGGAGCUACGUGUGUGAAAUGCCGGCCGGAGGAUAUGGUUGAUAGGGAAACGCGUACAACGACAGAUCCACGGUUAUUUUUUGGCACGAUUGCAUCUGGUAACCAGGUGAUGAAGGAUGGAUUAACGCGCGAUAGAUACAGCCGGGAAUUAGGUGGUGUAUUAUGUUUUGAGAUGGAAGCGGCCGGCCUUAUGAACAGCUUUCCAUGUAUUGUCGUCCGUGGGAUUUGCGAUUAUGCGGAUGCGCACAAGAACAAGCGUUGGCAACCGUAUGCAGCAGCAAUUGCGGCAGCAUGCGCAAAAGAGCUUUUUUCUGUCAUACCUCGAGAAAAGGUCCUCGAGGAGAAGCUUGUUCGACAAUUAAUCCCUACACGUUACGACAGCACCGAUAUUCAAGAAAGCCCGAGAUGUGAAAGUCAAACUCGGUUUCGUGUUCGAGAAACCAUAUAUAACUGGGCAGACGAAUGUGCUGAGCCUUUAUUUUGGCUAGCUGGCCCUGCAGGGACCGGAAAAUCGACCAUCGCACGCACUGUGGCUGACACGUUCUUCAACGAGAAACGACUUGUUGCUGGCUACUUCUUCAAAAAAGGAGAACGGGGCCGCAAUGACACGACGCGUCUGUUUUCCACACUCGCUGCGCAGUUUGCCGAAAUAAUUCCUCAUUUCAAAAGCUGUUUUCAGAAAUCCGUUGGCGGUUUUGACAGAGACGCGGUGGAAAAGAAGGGCUUUGCCAUCCAGUUCGAGAAGCUGUUGUGGCUCCCUUUGGGUGAUUUACCUCGAAUUGACGCGAACCACGGAUCUUGGAUAAUUAUUAUCGAUGCUUUGGACGAAUGCGAGUAA